This is a messenger RNA of Penicillium lagena, 330 nucleotides long. Its product is annotated as thiamine-binding protein. NCBI's taxonomy places the organism in Eukaryota, Fungi, Ascomycota, Eurotiomycetes, Eurotiales, Aspergillaceae. The coding region runs from base 1 to 330 and encodes 109 amino acids. The record is from RefSeq and is a predicted model, not a curated record. The transcript has 4 exons. Gene Ontology annotation, cellular component: cytosol.
AUGAAUUCUCUUCCCACGCCAUCGCACUGCACCGCCGACUUCUGCCUGAUCCCGAUCGGCACCUCCUCCCCCUCGGUCUCGGCUCAGGUUGCCGACGUCCAGCGCCUGAUCGAGCAGUCCGGGGUGAAAUACACGAUGCAUUCGGCGGGCACGACGCUCGAGGGAUCGUGGGACCGCGUUCAUCAGGUCAUCGGACAAGCGCAUACCCUCCUUCAUGAGCAGGGGGUUGUGCGCAUCCAGUCUGAUAUCCGAUCUGGGUCGAGGACUGAUAAAUUGCAGACAGCGGAGGACAAGGUGAAUAAAGUCCGGCAGUUGCUGGGUAAGGAGUAG